Molecule: messenger RNA, 4320 nt
Organism: Chilo suppressalis (striped riceborer)
Lineage: Eukaryota; Metazoa; Arthropoda; Insecta; Lepidoptera; Crambidae
Source: the annotation of a GenBank genome assembly
AAACAGUCCGUUUUAAACGUUCUCUGUGCAUAACCCACAUCCACAUAUGGGGCAUUUCACGGUUAAUACGAGGAGUGCAUGGACCAUAUGUGGGUCACUCCCAUAUACAAAGUAUCAGAUAGAGAGAUAGCCGAACGCUGGGCGCAAUCAGCGGGCGACUUGAUCUCCAAGACUUCACAUAAUCGCUUUCUGUCUUUCUAGAGUAUGAUCAAGUUAAUGCAGCCGUCGGUUCCUGUAGUGUACCAUAAGAGGAGUCCUGAAUCGAUCCAGAGGCUGGGUAUCAAUGUUGGAGUAGAAUGGAAACCAGAUUCUUCAAUGAUAUGUAUUUCAACAUGUGAAGGUCAUUUGAUUCUAUACAAUGUUGAAGGGCUGAGUGAGCAGACAGCUUAUCAGCAGUCUGACCCACCCACUGCCAGCCUUAGGAGGGAUUCUGCCGAACUAUUUGUCAAGGAAGUGAUACCGUCACUAAAAAUUAAAUUGUUUCAAGAGGUGUUAGUAUGGGAUGGGCAAAUAACACGGAUGUGUUGUAUUUCGGGCACAGAAAUCUUAGUGUGUACGACUCGUGCUCAUCUUCUGCGGUAUCGGUGGGAUGGCACACAAAACAGAGACUAUUGCCUCGAUUUAGGUCGUAUACCAUUUUCCAUCAAUCAACAAGUAUCAAAAGCUGAGCCCAUUCUAGAGGAUAACACUCACGUCAACGACAUAGAAUACUCGCCACUUGUAUGUGGAUUCGGUAUAACGCUGAACGACGGACGCGCAGCUUAUCUCACCGCUCCUAACCUCAAGUUUGACCCAAAUGCUGUACAAGGCGUAUGGGCGACUGGCAUCGACGACGCAACUUGUGUUCGAGUCAACCACAAGUUUAGAUUAAUCGCAAUCGGUAGGAAAAAUUCUCAAAUUGAUGUUUUCACGAUAGACGAAGCGACUGGAGGUCUGGAGCUGUCACACACUAUGGUGCUAAGUUCUAAAGACUUUCCUGGCGAUCCUGGACCAGUAAAGUGUUUGAGAUGGACAGCAGACGGUCGCGCAGUGGCCGUCAGUUGGGAACGGGGCGGGGUCUCUGUAUGGAGCACGUUUGGUGCUCUGUUGAUGUGCUCCCUGGCGUGGGACUACGGACUCAGCCAGGACCUGGGGCGGCACAAUCCCCUGGUGGUGGCAAGUCUGGAAUGGGCUACGGAAGGCUACCAGCUGUGGAUGGUGAAGGUGGAAGGGGAUGCUAGUUCAAAUUUGUUGCAACUCGACUUCGUGAAAAGUCCUCUUAGUGUUAAUCCUUGUAUGAGCAAUCAAAGGCAUCUCUACCUCCAAGCAGACGACAAACUAUACGUCAAUCUCGAGGAUAACUUGACUCGAAGGACCAAGAUAUCCAUUAUAGACUCUUCGUCCGACACCUACGCUUCGGAGAACGGCAACGACCAACCUAACUUGGAAUAUGAUAAUAGUACAAAAUACAGGGAAUUCGUUGACGACAACGAGUGCAGGAAACAGUGGAUAGUUUUACCUCUGCCCGCGACGUACAUAGCUACUAAUUGGCCUUUGAGGUUCAGUGCGAUAGACGAGGACGGCAUGAACGUAUGUGUGGCGGGUCGCACUGGACUGGCUCAUUAUAGCUGCGCGUCGCGUCGAUGGAAACUGUUUGGGAACGAGGCUCAAGAGAAGGAUUUCGUAGUUACUGGAGGAAUGCUUUGGUGGACUGAUUACAUUGUUAUAGGAUGCUACAGUAUACUGGAUGGUCACGACGAGAUUCGUUUCUAUCCGCGCGACGCUAAACUGGACAACAAAUGCGCCACCAUUGUCCGAGUGCAAUCACCUGUAUUCGUGCUGGAUAUAUUGGACGAUCAGCUGGUAGUGUUUGGGGGAGACGCCCUCGUCACUAUAUACGAGCUCACGACGAUGGAUAGCGGUGGCGUAGAGAUGCGUUGCGUACAAGCGGUAGACGUGUCCGCGUUGUCGCACACGGCGUGUGUAGUGAGUGUGUCGCUGUGCCGACUGCAGGCGCCGCCCCGCCUGCGCGCCUCCUACCCCGCCCCGCGUGCGCCUGAUUCACUGGUGAUAAAUGCAAGCGGUAAACUGAUGAUGGUUCAAAGGGAAGAGUAUGAUGUCGACGAAGAUAAUAAUCCGGCGUAUAGCUGUCUACCAGCUACCGUUCUUGCCUCGUGUGUGGAAAGCGUGUGGUCGCGCGGUGGUACGUCGCCAUCGCAAACGCAGCUGUCCCGCGCCCUGUGGCUCUGGUGUGGAGCCUUAGGGGCACGGGUGUGGUUGCCUCUGUUGCCACGUGAUACUACGCGACAUCCAGACACAUCGCGGCACACUUUCAUGGCCAAGCGGAUCAUGUUGCCGUUCCACCUGGAUAUUUAUCCGCUGACCAUCUUAUUCGACGAUGCGAUCCUUCUGGGUGCCGAAAACGACACAACCCUGUAUGCUUCCGACUCUAAUUCAGUAUUCUCGCUGCCGUUUUGCGUCGUCAAUAGAACGAGUCAAGUAUACCUCCACCAAAUCUUGCGGCAACUGCUGCGACGUAAUCUGGGGUACCACGCGUGGGAAAUUGCGCGAUCGUGCGCCCAAUUACCCUAUUUUCCGCAUUCACUGGAGUUGCUACUCCACGAGGUGUUGGAAGAAGAAGCAACGAGUAAAGAGCCCAUACCUGAUGCCCAACUGCCCAGCGUUAUUGAGUUCGUGCACGAGUUCCCCGUGUACCUACAGACUGUAGUUCAAUGUGCAAGAAAAACAGAAAUAGCUCUGUGGGCGUACCUGUUCUCCGCGGCUGGCAAACCCAAGGAAUUGUUCCAAGAAUGUUUGCAAAAGAAGAUGCUUGACACUGCCGCUUCAUACCUCAUUAUACUACAGAACCUGGAAAGCUCAGCUGUAAGCCGGCAACUGGCCACUCAACUGUUGGACACAGCGCUGCAGCAGGAGCGCUGGGACCUUGCCCGAGACCUUGUUCGGUUCCUCAGAGCCAUAGACCCGAACGACGUGGAUUCACCGAGGAACUCGGUCAAUGUGCAGGCGAAGUACGGCCAAAUAGCUCACUCCCAGGCCGUCAGUCCCAACGCCGAAGACCUCUCCGUCAUACUAGGAAAUAUGCAGCUAUCGGGCGGUCGCGGUCGCAGCUUCAGCACUACAGUAUCGCCCCGUGAACCAUCACCGCCCACGCACGCGACCCACGCGACGCACGCUACACACGCGACCCACGCGGCACACGCAGCCCCCGCGCCGCCUGCCCCUCCAGCGAGGGCUACUGCCGCUGUCAAGAGGAAGAAGUCCGUCCCCGCGCGAUCUGAGAGAGAAAGCUACAGCGGCACAGCCGAAGAGUUCUUCAUAGACAUGAUGAUUCAGAGGCAUGCUCGCGUUCUUCUAUCGUCCGCCCGUUUGCACGCACUCGGCAAGAUGGCGGCCGCUUUAGACCUCCACUUAGUCGCGUGGUUAGCGGGAGAGAGGGAGAGGGCUGCGAGAGUCGAUAAUGCAGUGCUUUGUAUCAAACGACUGCACGAAGACUUCGCGUGGCCAUACCCCGCUGUCACCGAUACUGAGCAGUACUCGCAGCGGAAAGGAAGCACUGUGACGAGUUCAUACAGCACGUCUGCCGAGUCGGACAGUGUGUGCGGUGACAGUGGAUACGUGAGUUUACCCCUACGGACCGCACCGCCAUUGUCACCUGAACCUGCUAGAUCGGUGGGGUCGUGCAGCGUGGCCGAGGGCGGGGUUGUUGCUUGGGCGGUGGAGGGCGGCGAGGAGAGGCGAUACGCCGCGCUCAUGGAGAGGCUGCAUCUGCACCAGGCCGCGAGGGGAUCGCACUCCUCACACGUGCAGCUACGUUAUUUUCUCCAACUGAUGACGGAGGCGAGUUGCGUAGAAUGGGCGGCGCUGAUAGCGGUGGUGUUACGAGACGCGCUCGCGGUCCUACGUUGCUGUAACGCUGCGCGCGCGCACGACGUCGCCUUACCGGCAGUACGGCGACUGCGGGCAGCGUUACAACAACUGUGCGCCUGGACCGACGCCGAGUGUCUUGGCUACAAACCGUUCAUGCUGGUGAUCAGCAAUCAGAUACCGUUCCUCACUUCCAUAAUCAACACUCGAGAGCGGCGGAUGUCCAUGGUCAAAUCUAGGGUAAGAACUUCUAGUACAGGUUCUUUGAACCAGGACAAGUCACCGGUGCAGGAAACGAAGCUACCGCCACCGCAGAAAGCUCAGGAGGUGACUAAACAAACCAUGAGGAAGGAAUCUCCCGCCAUUCAGGAGCCUAUUGUUCCCGCAACAGUGGCGCCACAGCGGCCGCCGCCGUCGCCGCGCGAUGACGUGUCAUCCGGCUGUGCCAUAAUGUAA